Molecule: messenger RNA, 408 nt
Organism: Centruroides sculpturatus (bark scorpion)
Lineage: Eukaryota; Metazoa; Arthropoda; Arachnida; Scorpiones; Buthidae
Exons: 5
Coding region: 22-384 (120 amino acids)
Source: RefSeq, a predicted model, not a curated record
UAUGUGCCAGUGGCUACUUCAAUGUUACGAAAAAGUUUCCAGUCAAGAUGCAGACUUCAAGUUAUUCGUAGAUUUUCUGAGUUCGAUUUAUCGCUCGAACCGAAACUAAAAAUGGAAAAUACAUUUCAAGAUAUCAGACAAUUUGCAGGAUGUGACAUUGGAGAAAAUCAAAAACUAAAGAUUUUGAACUUCAUGAAAAGAUUCGGAAAAGUCUCUCUCUGUCUCACAAUAGGUAGAUUUUUGAUUAUUGACAAGAGAAUUCCCCUGAAGAUGGCAAAAACGUUGCAUUCGGUUUUCUCUGGUUUCAAAAAGCUAAAAAGCAUUUCGAGUGAAGAACAAAACUGUUCACAGAUUUAUAAAAUUAAUUUCACCGAAACGAAUUAAAAAAAUAAAUAAAUAAAACUUCUG